GUGAGUAAAUGAGGCGGAAUAGUACUUCAUCACUGGCCAGGGAGAGAAGUCAUCUUGCAGCACUCAUCCUAGGGAGGGCAAAGGGAGACUUGCGAUUGUUUGUUGCCAGCAGGGAGACGAUGGCAAGGUGACCCGAAGGACGUAACCAGAAGGAAGUGACAGCAGAACGUCAACUGUCAGCAGAACAUAAUGACAGCAAUUCAGGAAUGAGGUUUUGUAACAGGAUGACCGCCACUGAUGAUCGCCAUUAAAAGAGUAUGAGGCCAACUACCGGACCUAAGCAACUUUCCAUCUAGCCCCAUCUCACUCUGUGACCCGAAGGACGUAACCAGAAGGAAGUGACAGCAGAACGUCAACUGUCAGCAGAACAUAAUGACAGCAAUUCAGGAAUGAGGUUUUGUAACAGGAUGACCGCCACUGAUGAUCGCCAUUAAAAGAGUAUGAGGCCAACUACCGGACCUAAGCAACUUUCCAUCUAGCCCCAUCUCACUCUGUCCCUGCAUAUGAUCUAUCAUGGACAAAGUGCUCAGCAGCCUCCUGCUUCUGGGAACCGCAGUGAUGAUGGCCCACGCAUGCCCCAAGUACUGUGUCUGCCAGAACCUGUCUGAGUCCCUGGGUACCCUCUGCCCAUCCAAAGGACUGCUCUUUGUGCCUCUGGACAUAGACCGGCGGACCGUGGAGCUCCGCCUGGGCGGAAACUUCAUCCUCAAGGUCACACCGCAGGACUUUGCCAACAUGACGGGCCUGGUGGACCUCACCUUGUCCCGCAACACCAUCAGCGCCAUCCAGCCUUUCUCCUUCCUCGACCUGGAGACCCUGCGCUCUUUGCACCUGGACAGUAACCGCCUGACCGAGCUGGGUCCGGAUGACCUGCGUGGCCUUGUCAACCUGCAGCACCUCAUCCUCAACAACAACCAGCUCAACCGCAUCUCCAAGGUGGCCUUUGACGAUCUGAUGCUGACACUGGAAGACCUGGACCUGUCCUACAAUAACUUGCGGGGCGUACCUUGGGAGUCCAUCCGCAAGAUGGUCAACCUCCACCAGUUGAGUCUUGAUCAUAACCUCAUCUCGCACAUCGCAGAGGGGACGUUUACAGACCUGGACAAGCUGGCGCGCCUGGACCUCACAUCCAACCGGCUCCAGAAGCUCCCGCCGGACCCUAUCUUCGCCCGUUCCCAGACUAACGUAAUACUGACCACUCCCUACGCCCCUCAGCUUUCCCUGAGCUUCGGGGGAAACCCACUGCAUUGCAACUGUGAAGUGCUUUGGCUCCGGAGGCUGGACCGAGAGGACGAUAUGGAGACCUGCGCUUCCCCUUCCAAUCUAAAGGGACGCUACUUCUGGUAUGUGCGGGAAGAGGAGUUUGUCUGUGAACCGCCCCUGAUCACCCAACAUACGCACAAGUUGUUAGUGCUGGAGGGCCAAACGGCUAGCCUGCGCUGCAAAGCUAUCGGUGACCCAAUGCCGAUCAUACACUGGGUCACCCCAGACUACCGUAUGAUUAGCAAUUCGUCUCGAGCGACUGUGUACGAUAAUGGCACCCUGGAUAUUACCAUCACCACGUCCAAGGAUUACGGCACCUUCACUUGCAUCGCAGCCAACGCAGCAGGGGAAUCGACCGCCUCUAUAGAACUGUCCAUCAUUCAACUGCCCCACCUCAGCAAUGGUACCAACCGCACCGCACAGCCCAAGUCCCGGCUCUCGGACAUCACCAGCUCUACCAAGACCAGUAAGGGGGAGUCCAAGCCUGCACCGGAAAAGGUGGUAUCCGUAUCUGAGGUGUCCGCAUCCUCUGCUCUGGUCAAGUGGACUGUUAGCAAAACAGCACCCAAGGUCAAGAUGUACCAGCUCCAGUACAACUGCUCCGAAGAUGAAGUCCUGAUUUACAGGAUGAUUCCCGUGGCCAGCAAAGCCUUCUUACUCACCAACCUGGUCCAAGACAUGCAGUACGACCUAUGUGUCCUGGCUAUCUGGGACGACACCGCCACUACCCUAACUGCCACCAACGUAGUGGGCUGUGUCCAGUUCAUCACCCGUGACGACUACCCGCAGUGCCAGUCCCUCCACAGCCAGUUCCUGGGCGGCACUAUGAUCCUGGUGAUCGGUGGCAUCAUCGUGGCCACGCUCCUCGUCUUCAUCAUCAUCCUCAUGGUUCGGUACAAUGUGUGCAGCAGCACCCAGUCCAGCAAGCUGCCAGUGGUUAGCAACACGUACUCCCAGACCAACGGUGACUUGAACCGGCUCAACGGUGCCCCACCACUGCAGGUCAAACCUCAGAUCACGACCACAGUGGUGGUGAUACGGGAUGAGGUGGUGGAAUGCAAAUGUGGCUCGCUCCAGAGCAGCCUCUCCUCGUCUUCAUCUGACUCGCUGGACAGUCGCAACGCUAGAGGCAGAUUAGGAAAUGGGGAUCGGUACAGUCUUCGGGACAGCGAGUUCAUCACACUCCCCAGCACCAGUAAUUGGAGGAGGCACGGGGGGCCAUCAUCGGCCAAGGCUAGGCCCAACUUGGACAACCUUUUAGGGGCCUUUGCUUCACUGGAGCUCCGGAGCUCGGCUACGACUAGGGACCAGGGGGCAUCUUGUUCCUCCACCACCACCUCCAGUUCAUUGGUGGCCGUGACCAUGGCCCCUCUGUCUGACAAGGAACCCUUGCUGGGCCGAGCCGAGUCCACCACCAUGCUGGGGCGUUUUCUAGGCCUGCCCCAGGAAGGGAAGCCCAAAAGGAGCCACUCAUUCGACUACGGCCACGUGGGUAGCAGCGGCGGCGCACAGAGCCUCAGCAACUAUCCCUGUCACAUCAGCAACAUCUGGACUAAGAGGAGCCUGUCGGUAAAUGGGUUGCUACUGCAGUACGACGACAGCGAAGACAGUGAGGGCGAAAAGGCGCCGUUCGAGAGUUCAGAGUGGGUGAUGGAGAGCACUGUUUGAGCACGGGUUUCGGUCGGACCAUGAGGUCAAAGGUCAAAAGAGAAACAGACUUUACAGAAAAAAAACAAGGGACCGAAGAGUGAUUUGGAAUAACACCUCUGGGGCAUCCACAGUGCUGUACUGCAUGAAGUUCAUCCAUGUGAAUACUAUUUAUUGUCCUUCUGUCCGUGAGAUUCUACCGAAACAAACACUCAGGUUGGUUGUUCCUAAGACUGUACAAAUCAAUCGCCAGGGUUGGCCACGCUCUCAAUUCGCUGGCAGGGAAGACUCCUGUCCUCAACCGCAUUUGAAAAAAUGUAUGCAUUACGGAACAAAGCCCCUAUGGAAUUGUGCAGAUACAGUAUAUGGAAUAAUGCCCGAUCCCGCUGAAUUAAUGUGGGAGUAUCUUUGAGAAACAGGGGAAAUAAAAGCGAGGAAUUCAAAGUGGAUUUCCCAUGUCUUUAUCUUUCGAGCUCUAUGCCAAGGGGAUUUACCGAGACUGGCAAAGUGGAUGUGCUACCCUCCUGUUGGUUUUCAAUCCCACCCAAUUUGUAACUAACCUGAUUCAGCUUAUCAACCAGCUAAUUAUUAAUCAGAUGCGCUAGAUUAGGGUUGGAUUGAAAACCUACAGGACGGUAGCUCUCCAGGAACAGCGUUGGAGAGCCCUGCUUCAGACUCGCAGCAUGAAAAUGGCACUUCAGUAGAGCAAUGGGAGAGCAAAUAUGUAACAAAAUGAAUAAUUUUUCAUGUUUCCUUUUGUUUUUUAUGUAAUUUUUACUAUCAAUUUUAGAUGUCACUAUUGAGAGUUCUACUUUAUGCAUAAAUAAACAAAACAAUAUAAAUUAUGGUAAAUCAAGAAUAAUAUACUAAAUAUUUACCCAGUCCCCUCAGAAAGACAUUUCAUAACAGCCUGGUUUCUAUUUUGGCACAAACAUAAAGGAAAUCUUAGAUGUACACUAUCUGAUAACCCUGGUCAUUUAUUUCAAAACAUCAAUGGUUGGUUCAUUAGGGGCAUUGUGAUAAUAAAAUAUGUAGAGGUUGACUUUCAAAAUAGUCACAUUUUCUACCUCAGGUUCUAAAUAAUAUGAAAUAUAUAGCCUGAAUACAGUGGAUUAUUUCAGAAAUAGUAUAUCAUAUGAAAAUAAUCUUCCUUAUUUGUCAAUUUCCUGGAGAAUCACUCAAUGCAAUUAUCAAUCAAAAUCCCUUUUGGUGUAUAGGCCAUUGAUUUGUUUUGCCCCAGAAUGAUACACAAGCCAUGUGUUUCACAGUAGAGACUUAUUGAGAACCCUCGACAAUUUAAAUUAAUGUCAUCAUGCUGCUGUAAUCCAAUUUAUGAAAAAUGAAUUUAAUACGAAAGGGAAGGAGAAGGAUAUUUAUCUACAAAUGUAUAAAUAAUUAUACAGUGUCUGUCUGAAUACACAGAACCAUGUUGGUUUGUUUGUUAAGAUAUCAAACGUCUAUUGGUUUAUUUUCUCAUUUCAUCCUCUAAUAUUAGUCUAUUGUCUCCACGUUACAGUAACAGACUGUGAAUGCGUAUGUAUGAAGUUGCAUAGGAACGUGAUGAAUUAUAAAAUGUGUUUCUAUCUGAACUACUGCCAAUGUGAUCAGCUCAUAACGAUGAGUCCUCUCUAGAAUGGUGUGCAGAUUCAGAUGCCUUUUAAUGUUCUCUUUGACUCUCUGCUGCAUUACAAUAUAGUUUUUUUCAUAUUUGUUUUAUUUGUUACUUCUCUUGGUGUAUACUGUUCUGUAUAUAUGACAUUUUUUGUACAAUAACUAUGGGUGAGAAUGUAAAAAGGGGAAACUGUGCAGUAGUACUUUUUAUUUUGUUGUUCAGCAAAAAUGAGAAGGUGCUUUACUGUGGUUUUACAACAUGGAAUGUGUUUAGUUGGCGCAAUGGAAGGUGACGCUGUAUAACGGCGCAAAUAGAAAUCUGUAAUAAAGCUGUGUCUGUUCUAGAUAUUAUAUUUCUACAUUCAAUGUUGCGUGGUCAUCUUCCAUUUUGUUAAUCAACAACAACCCUAUAAGUGUGUACUUGAUGUGAGAAAGUCACGAUUCUGACCUGAGGUUGUAGAAAAGAGAAAAAAAUGAAUAUGUGUUUAAACAUUUUUGCUACAAAAGAAGA
Molecule: messenger RNA, 5032 nt
Organism: Coregonus clupeaformis (lake whitefish)
Lineage: Eukaryota; Metazoa; Chordata; Actinopteri; Salmoniformes; Salmonidae
Product: leucine-rich repeat and fibronectin type-III domain-containing protein 2
Exons: 5
Coding region: 514-2931 (805 amino acids)
Cellular component (GO): postsynaptic density membrane; cell surface
Molecular function (GO): protein binding
Source: RefSeq, a predicted model, not a curated record